GUUUGUGUUAGUUUGAAUAAUAACAGGGGUGGAUAGUACCAAAUGCUCCACGAACACCAGAGCUUCUCGGGAGCACAGGUAAUUCCAGUGAUUGGGCUUCAGUACCAGCUGGUAAUGCAUACGGGCUCCAGGAGUUACUGCUGCUUUAGUUACCUGGCAGGAUAACAAACGCUAAUUCUACUAGUAGCAUUUGUGCCCAUAUCAUGAUGGGCUUGUUACUUGUGUUCUAGGGGAAAGAAAAGAUAGAUCUUAAUAGAACAAUGGGACUUCUCCCCUGACUGCAAAAGCCAAACUGUAAAAGAUACUGGAGUAGCACUGGGCUGUCAUGGCAGGGGACAAAAAGUCUCUGUUGACAGGUGCCUUCUCGUACAGUAGCAGAGGUCUGUGUUGGGCAUUAUGGUCAGAUUCCUUCUUGGAUAACAGCUCUGUUCUUAAGACAUUUUAGCCAUGACUAAGAGAGAGGCAGAGGAGCUGAUAGAAAUAGAAAUUGAUGGAACUGAGAAACAGGAAUGUACUGAAGAAAGCAUCGUUGAGCAAACCUACACCACAGCAGAAUUUGUGAGUCAAGCUAUUGACAUCAAUGAACCAAUUGGAAAUCUUAAGAAGCUGCUGGAACCCAGACUGCAGUGUUCCCUGGACGCACAUGAAAUUUGUCUCCAAGAUAUCCAGCUGGACCCGGAUCGAAGCCUUUUUGAUCAAGGAGUAAAAACAGAUGGAACAGUGCAACUCAGUGUGCAAGUAAUAUCUAGGCAAGGGAUAGAGCCCAAGUUAAACAUCCUUGAAAUUGUGAAGCCUGUGGAGACUGUGGAGGUAGUGAUUGAUCCAGAUGCUCAUCAUGCAGAGGCUGAAGCUCACCUUCAGAGUGAUGCAAAUUAUGCUAAAAACACAAUACAAAGGUCAGUUACACUCAGAAAAAUACAGCAGUUGCAAUAUUCUGUUCAAUCACAAUACCAGUGUGAUUCCCAUUACUGGUCUCUGUAUAAUAUGCUCACCAUCACGAUGUUGGGUGUCCCCAGUUGCUGCGAAGAAAGACACCCAGUGCAGUGGUCGACAGACCAGGUGCUCCACUGGGUGGUGUGGGUAAUGAAGGAGUUCAGCAUGACUGACAUUGACCUCAAUGCGCUCAGCAUUCCCGGGCGGGAGCUCUGCAGCCUCAGUCAAGAAGACUUUUUCCAGCGCGUCCCACGGGGAGAAAUCCUCUGGAGCCAUUUGGAGCUUCUUCGAAAGUAUGUGUUGGCUAGCCAAGAACACUCUGGAGAAAUAGCAACUGUUACUAUUGAUCAGCCUGUGCAGAUUAUUCCAGCAUCUGUACAGCCUGCUACCCCAACUACCAUUAAAGUAAUAAACAGUAGUGCAAAGGCAGCUAAAGUACAGAGAGCUCCAAGGAUCUCUGGGGAAGAUAGAAGUUCCCCUGGGAACAGAACAGGAAACAAUGGCCAGAUCCAGUUGUGGCAGUUUUUAUUAGAACUUCUCACUGACAAAGAUGCUCGGGACUGUAUUUCUUGGGUUGGUGAUGAAGGAGAGUUUAAAUUGAAUCAGCCUGAACUGGUUGCACAAAAAUGGGGACAGCGCAAAAACAAACCCACUAUGAACUAUGAGAAGCUUAGUCGGGCUUUGAGGUAUUACUAUGAUGGAGACAUGAUCUGCAAAGUGCAAGGCAAGAGGUUUGUGUACAAAUUUGUCUGUGACUUGAAAACUCUGAUUGGAUACAGCGCAGCAGAGUUGAAUCGGUUGGUCACAGAAUGUGAGCAGAAGAAACUAGCCAAGAUGCAGCUCCAUGGCAUUGCACAGCCAGUUACAGCAGUGGCAUUAGCUACAGCAUCACUGCAAACAGAGAAAGAUAAUUAAGCACUAGGACCUGAAAGCGGGAGCCUGAGCCCUUUCCUAUAUAACCAGAGCAGCUGCUGCUCUUACCUUUAUCAGAAAUGGGAACUUGUUUUGUUUCUUGACAGUACAAUAUAGAGCAUGAUUUUCUAUAAAGAACUGGGACUCGCAUAAAUUUGAAUCUUUUAACAGCAUAUAUUUCAAUAUAAGUUAAGGGAUCAUCACAACUUCUGCAACUUUGAGUCAGGGCCUCUAUGGUAUGCAAUCUGAAGUGGGUGAGAAAGGUUGAACUGGUCAGCACUCUGUGUCCACAGCUGUACAAAGUAAUUUUUGCAGCGCUUUUAACAAAAAUGAAGUACCUACAGCAAGCAGGCUGAUCAGUUGUCUGAACUCAGUCCUUUCCAGUCUUUUGUUCUCUGCUGAACUACCAAAUGGCAUUUGAUGCUUUCAAAGUUAAACGUUUUCAUUAUUCUUAUUUAAUCAAGCAGAGCUGAAAGACACAUUAAAUGUUACAAAGCAUCAGGUUCUUAAAAUAGCUACUGUGUUUAUAAGCAAAGGAAACUAAGACUAGACUGAACUGAAGAUUAGUGCUGAAGAAGGAGAUAAAGGUUUAGAUCUGGCUUAGGUGAAAAGCCAAUUAUGAGUAUUUCAUUGUAAUAUGUAAGACAGUAUGCAUAUAUGAGGGCAAGUACUUACCUGUUUUGAAAGACAUUGUUAACGGUAGCCAUUUAGCAAAAAGUGAAGAUAAACUUCUUCCUCCACUACCACCCCCAUCAGGUGAUUUGAAAACUUGAAAAAAUAGCCCUCACCCAAAGAGUAGGUUGUUUUGGGGUGGGGGGGGUUAAUGCUCUGAUCUGCAAGGUGCUUAUACCUGCACGGUAGUCAACCUUAGUAACUGAAGACUUAAGUUAAUCACAGUCAGUAGUCCCUGUUUAGAAACAAAAUGCAAGUUGAAAAUAGUUUUACAGAGAACUGAAGUUUAAUGCCCAAAGUAUUGUACAGUCUGACAUAUAUUAAAAUACAAAGAUGUAUUUUUUAUUUAAAAUUAAUUUCUUUCUGAAUGUGAAGUGAUGUUUUUGAAGCUUCAUAAGCCAAAUGCAUGCUCCAGAGCUGGGUGCAAUUUGAAGUCUGGAUGAUGAAUAGAAAUAAUUGGAAUGCAUUCUGAAUUCUGAACUACGGAGAGUACUUCAUGCAGACUUAUACAUGCAGUAAAAAGUAGGCUGCUAUUUUUGAGCUUCUGUACUGAUACCUAUUAGACUAUUUCUUUUGAUGGCUGAAAAUGAUGCAAUAUUGGUUUUGCGUUUGCCCCUUCGUGUUAUUAAACAGUAUAUUAUGUUACCAUGCAUGUUUUCCAACUUUUUGUAAGUGAAACCCUCUCUGGUAACACUUAACAAUUAAAAUGCAAAUGGAUAAGGGAAAACUUUUAAUUCUGUGAGGGAUUGAGCUACUCUUAAACCUUAAAUCAAAAGUGUUUGUACCGUGAGGUUCUAAACAUGAAAUGUGUUUAUACUGAGUAGUGAGAGCACUGGACUGUUGCUCUUGAUCCGAAAAAGAACAGUCAUGCUUGCAGGCAGAGGGCAAAGAACACAGAAGACUCAUGUUCAUUUUAAAGAUGCAUUGAGGACAGAGCUUUUUGUCUAUAGGUGGAUGUUCAUCUGCAGAUAGUUUAUGCUUAACUAGAAAUCUUGCAUGUAGUUCUAGCCUACUUUUUUCAUCAUCACCAUGAUUAUAAAUUUUUUUUUUGCCAGAUUCUUUCAGUAACUCUUAAUAUUGUUUUCAUUCUUGAGCUCUUAAAGCACUCCAUCUACUGAGCAUGCUGGUUUUAUUUGGUUUUUAAAAAAUCUUAAGCCCUGAGCAAAAUAUGUAAAUUCAUCUGUCAUGAGAGGUCAACCAUCAGUCCAUUUAUUAUUGUUACAGUAGUCUGAUUCCACCAUUUGGCAAUUGUUUGAGGUCACUUAUGCAAAUAGAUGCAGAUUUGAUUACUAAGAAUAAGAUGAAGCUGAUAGUUCAGUGCCUGCAACUAUGUAUAUAACACCACUCCAUUACUAAACAGAAGUCCAACACAAGUCACUAGUUUUAUUUAGCAGAGUUCAUGAGAGGCCUUUUUAGUUAAAACACAGUAUGAAGAGAAGAGAAGCUUAAGAUACCAGCUUUCUAGAUCAAACUGGACUGUAGGAGGAUAAACUAACAGCAAAAUUGAAAUGUAGUAUCAAUACUUUAUUCCCCUUAGUGUUCUUCUUACAUGAUAAGCCCUCUAGGGGAAACUUCUGAUAUCACACUUUCUUUGUAAAUACAUCCGAUUAUUAUUUUGCAGCUUUUCAGUAGGUAUGAUAGUCUUUUGGGUUCUUUGUUGUGGGAUCAUCUGCUUUUCCACUGUGUUCUAAUUAGUAAGGAAGGAUUCUUUCAAACAGUAUAAAAGCACUGUCACAUUCUCUGUAGUUGAGGGGGAAAUCUGUGACUAACUUGAUGUCUUCAAUAAAAUAAAAGAUGUAGAAUAUAUUGUCAAAGGCUGUUCUGUUGCUGCCAGAAGGAAAGCAUAGAAAGAAUAUUCCCAAUUUUUUGUAAAACAGAAGGUUUUUUGCAUACUUUUUACUCUUUAAAUAAAGACACUUAUACUCUGCUAAUAUGUAUUUCUUCUGUGUUUUGCAUUUUUUUGGUAAUUUUACAUGAAACAAUUAUUUUGUAUUUUUACUCUGAUAAAAUAUUUGUGCAUAAAAUGUCAAUAUAGUAAAAUAAAAAUGUUAUACAGCUAA
Harpia harpyja (harpy eagle) is the source of this 4577-nucleotide messenger RNA. RefSeq names its product GA binding protein transcription factor subunit alpha (gene GABPA). Gene Ontology annotation, biological process: cell differentiation; regulation of transcription by RNA polymerase II. Gene Ontology annotation, cellular component: nucleus. The record is from RefSeq and is a predicted model, not a curated record. Gene Ontology annotation, molecular function: sequence-specific DNA binding; DNA-binding transcription factor activity, RNA polymerase II-specific. NCBI's taxonomy places the organism in Eukaryota, Metazoa, Chordata, Aves, Accipitriformes, Accipitridae.